This is a messenger RNA of Cheilinus undulatus (humphead wrasse), 3696 nucleotides long. It is a transcript of the gene znf710b, whose product is annotated as zinc finger protein 710b. Lineage: Eukaryota; Metazoa; Chordata; Actinopteri; Labriformes; Labridae. Gene Ontology annotation, biological process: regulation of transcription by RNA polymerase II. Gene Ontology annotation, molecular function: RNA polymerase II cis-regulatory region sequence-specific DNA binding; DNA-binding transcription factor activity. The record is from RefSeq and is a predicted model, not a curated record. The transcript is spliced from 5 exons. The coding region runs from base 166 to 2238 and encodes 690 amino acids.
CUCUCUCCUGCCUUCCCUUCCCUCCUUCCUGCUCCACACAACGGGGACCCUCCGUUGUAACUGUUUUCCCACAUUAAAAUUAACCACAAUUACGUCGCCACCAUAAACCGAUUUUGGAAUCAGGAGGAGGCGAGCCGGCGCCUGGGUAGAUGUGAGCCCAAGGUAAUGGCCAGGCUGGUGGACAUAGGCACACAGACAGAUCCAGUAGUUGUGCUGUCCUUGGCCCAGGCCGCCGUGCUAGGUCUCAUCUCCCAGAAUGAAGUGUUUGGAGCUACUAUUGCACCCAACGGCUUCUACACCGGUGAACCCAAAGAGUCCCCUGCACCACCAGUAGACGCAGUCGACUACGAGUACGCAGAUCAACUUAUUGGAGCCAACGGAGAUUACCUCGGUGACAACUUGGGAGAAGACGGACAAAUGCAACCCAGCUGCAGCCAGAGGCGGUGGCAGCAGGGGCCACCACAACACCCCGAUGGGAAAAUGGUCGUCCCCGAUCGUCACAGCCUUCAAGGCGGUGAUGUGUCAUCGUCCCACGUUAAAGGGGAAGUAGUGAACUCUGGAAUGUCCUCCUGCGUCCACAUGCUGAACAGUAUGGCUCCCAGAGGUGGAUUAGUACAGGUAGAUCCUGCCACUCUCAGAGGAACCAAUAAGAACUGUGCAGAAUGUGAGCGGGAAGCCUCCAACCAGCAGCAAGCCAACGCACAUGUUCACCCUCCUCCCCCACAGGUGGGACACAGAGGAGGGGAGCAGGGUCACAGAGGACUGCAGGGCCAGCGCCCAAUGGGGGCCCACAGUCGAGGCAGAGACGAUGAAGAAGAUGUAGAACACCAGGGGAACAACAUGAUGAAGCCAUCGCAGCAGGAGGAAGCCAUCAGCAGCUACUUCCAGACCAGCGAGGUUGGCAGCUAUGACUCCGGAGAGAUGGGCAUGGGGGGCGAGUACGAAGAUGGCAGCCAGAGUAUGAUGUGGAACGAUGGGAGUGGAGGAGGGCAGCACCAGCAGCCUCCGCACCCACAGCCACCUCGUCGGCACGGUGGUCGCAGAGUCGACCGACUAGACAUCAAUAUUCAGAUCGAUGAAUCAUACUGCGUCGAUGUGGGAGACGGACUGAAGCGCUGGAAGUGCCGCAUGUGUGAUAAGUCAUACACCUCCAAGUACAACCUCGUCACGCACAUCCUAGGCCACAACGGCAUUAAACCACACGCUUGUCCUCACUGCGGAAAGCUCUUCAAGCAACCGAGCCACCUACAAACUCACCUGUUGACCCACCAAGGUACUCGCCCUCACAAGUGCACCGUCUGCAAGAAAGGCUUCACCCAGACCAGCCACUUGAAGCGACACAUGCUCCAACACACCGACGUCAAGCCCUACAGCUGCCGCUUCUGCCGACGGGGCUUUGCCUACCCAAGCGAGCUUCGAGCGCAUGAGGUGAAGCACGAGCGAGGGCGAUGUCAUGUCUGCUCGCAGUGCGGCAUGGAGUUCCCCACCUACGCCCACCUCAAGCGCCACCAGACCAGCCACCAGGGCCCCCACACCUUUCAGUGCACCGAGUGCAACAAGUCAUUCGCCUACCGCAGCCAGCUCCAGAACCACCUGCUUAAGCACCAGAGCCCGAGGCCUUACACCUGCUCCCAGUGCGGCCUGGAGUUCGUGCAGCUCCACCAUCUACGGCAGCACUCGCUCACUCAUAAGGGAAUGAAAGGCCACAAGUGUGAUGUGUGUUCCCGGGAGUUCACCCUAUCUGCCAACCUGAAGAGACACAUGCUGAUCCACAACAGCGUCAGGCCUUUCCAGUGUCAUGUCUGCUUCAAGAGUUUUAUCCAGAAGCAGACGCUCAAGACCCACAUGAUCGUCCACCUGCCUGUAAAGCCCUUCAAAUGCAAGGUCUGUGGUAAGUCUUUCAACAGAAUGUACAACCUGCUGGGCCACAUGCAUCUCCAUGCAGGCAGUAAGCCCUUUAAAUGUCCUUACUGCACCAGUAAGUUCAACCUUAAGGGAAACCUGAGCAGACACAUGAAGGUCAAACACGGGAUGGAUGUCUCACCAGAAGGACAAGAAGUUCUUCCAGAGAUGGAGAGCCAGGGGGAGUAUGAAGGACAGAACUUCAGCUUUACUUCACCAGAUAAUAUGGACAAUGGUGGCUCCCAAAACCUCACCAAACUUACAACAGCAAACAUGGAGGACAUGGAGGAGUAUUACAAUUUUGGGAAGGAUACAAGCAGCUACACUACACCCUGAGUGGUGAUGGACCACAGUUUUGUUUUAUUAAUAAUAUUAUUUUGAAGGCAGAAGGAAACGAAAGAGUUGUUGUGGAAGCCCUGAGAGACACCAGGGGGAAAGAGAUUUUCUUUUAGAUUUUGGCCUCCUUCCAGAAGAGCCAGAACUGCUGGACUCUGAUGGGAAGCCAGGAUGAGACGCACUUCUAAGGAAACGUUUCAGCUCUGUUGCUGAUAGCAGGGACACUGAAAGUGUUGACGUGGUCUGGAGCUCCUUUUUUGGGAUUAGAGCGCUUGCCGACUCAAAGACUCUCACUGGCGGACAGUCAAAUCUGUAUGUCGCGUGUAUGUGUCAUUAUUUUUGAAGAAAAAAACACUUUCAGCUGCAGAGCCAUCAGUUACAUUUAUUAUGAAAAAAAUUUGUUUACCAUUUUGCCAUUUUUAUCAUUCAAGACUAAUGUAUGCCCUUAUUAUUUGACUGAAAGUGCCAGUUAGGAACAUUUGCAGCUAAGCCUCCUCCAUGUCAGCUAUUUACCCACUGUAUAUUGAACUUUUGAUACAUAGUCCCAACAUACUCAUAGGUUUGAAUGCUCUUACUUAACAGUUUCUAAUGGUAGUAACCUCUUCUGCCCAGCCCCUCAGUUUAAACAGACUGCUUCUUUAACACAUGUGGGCUUUUUGCACACAGGACAUUGUAGCCUUAUUGUUGACGGGGCACUUAAAAACUUGUUAAAUGUCAGCGGAUAUCUGAAGACAAUGUUGAUGACAUGUAAAACCCUUUCACUGUACAAAGGAUUCUUCAACAUGCAGUGUGUUUACCUACAGUUUCUGUCCCACAUGGUUUAGCUUUACAUCAAUGAUCUAUCCCGUGUAGUGAGUAUACUGCUCUUGUUUUUGAAUCACUGAGUGAACAAUACAAAGCACUUUUUUAUCGAGACCUGACUGUUUUUUUCUGUGAACUCAUUUAACAGAGAUGGUAAAAUCAUUACACAAACAGAAAUGCUUUCUCACCAGGUUUAAUUGUAAUCAGAAGUUUCCUUCAUACAGAUAAUAGCAGUUGUCUGUUCAAAGCAAUUCCAGUUCGUACGUUAUAUCAUCAGUUUGGGUUUUUUGUCAUUUGAAGUUUCAGCACUCUUAAAUCCAGGGCUGUCUUCACUUCACUUUCAAGUCAGUUAUUUCAGUAAAAGAACAAAAAUAAAGAAAUGGAGAUCCAUUCAAUCUUUAAUUUAAAAAGGAGAAAAGAACUAAUGUGGAGGUCCUGGUUACAGUUUGAAUAACUGAAUUGAAAGUGGACUGAGACGUGUCCUGUUUUUCAUUAUUCUGUUUUGGGGAAGACUGUCAACUCCCCCUGUCCUGCCAUGCAGGUCAGCUUUGUUAUGCACACUAAACCUGAGGAAUGGUCUUCUUGGAGGAAAAUCAAACUGAGACCUCAUGGAGAUUAACCAUGAUUUAUUUAAUAAAGGUUCUCUAGUUUAAAAGA